Molecule: messenger RNA, 2489 nt
Organism: Girardinichthys multiradiatus
Lineage: Eukaryota; Metazoa; Chordata; Actinopteri; Cyprinodontiformes; Goodeidae
Gene: bop1
Product: BOP1 ribosomal biogenesis factor
Exons: 16
Coding region: 42-2285 (747 amino acids)
Biological process (GO): ribosome biogenesis; maturation of LSU-rRNA from tricistronic rRNA transcript (SSU-rRNA, 5.8S rRNA, LSU-rRNA)
Cellular component (GO): preribosome, large subunit precursor; PeBoW complex
Molecular function (GO): protein binding; ribonucleoprotein complex binding
Source: RefSeq, a predicted model, not a curated record
GACGCGUAACCUCUGAACCCGCAGGUUUCCCACGUGGUUCAAUGGAAGCGAGCAGAGGAAACGUGCAGAGUGCCGAACAGAGAGCCGGGAUGAAGAAAACAAAGAAAACAGACAAAAAGAGAAGCAAACAGGACGAGGAGGCUGAGGAGGAAGAUCAGCCUUUUGAUUUGAACAGCAAAGCUAUGGAGGAAGAUGAGGAUGAUGAUGAUUUAUCAGACAGUGAGGACAGUGUCUACUCGGGACUGGAGGAUUCUGGGAGUGACUCUGAGAAGGAGGAGGAGGAUGGAGGAUCAGAUGAUGCCAAUGAGGAUGAGCAGGACCAGAGUGAGCAGUCACUUGUAAAGGAGAGCAAGAAGAAGGAAGGAGCGGGUGAGGAAAAGGAAAUGAAGAAAGAAGACGAGUACGACCACGAUACUUCAGACGAGGAGGACAUCAGGAACACGGUGGGAAACAUUCCCAUGGAGUGGUACAAAGACUUCCCUCACGUCGGCUACAAUUUAGACGGGAAGAAGAUCUAUAAGCCGAUCAGGAACAAGGAUGAGCUUGAUGACUUCUUGGAGAAAAUGGAGAACCCAGACUACUGGAAAACGGUUCAUGACAAGAAGACUUCGAGUGACAUCGUGCUGUCGGAUGAGCAGAUAGAGCUGGUGAACCGUCUGCAGAGAGGACAGUUUGGAGACGUUAACUUCAAUGAGUAUGAGCCCACAGUGGAGUUCUUCAGUAAAGAUGUCUUGAUUCAUCCAGUCACAAACAGACCUGCAGACAAGCGCAGCUUCAUCCCUUCACUGAUCGAAAAAGAGAAGGUAUCCAAACUGGUACACGCCAUUAAAAUGGGUUGGAUCAAACCUCGGCGGGUGGAGGACGACAGCAGGGGACGAUUCUACGACUUAUGGGCCAGUGAGAGCUCUUCUAUUCUGGCCAAACACAAGAUGCACCUGCCUGCUCCCAAAAUCCCUUUGCCGGGUCAUGAGGAGUCCUACAACCCCCCACCGGAGUACAUGUUCACAGAUGAGGAGAAAGCUCUCUGGGAGCAGCAGGACCCGUCAGACAGGAGGCUGCCAUUUGUUCCCAAAAAGUAUCCCAGUCUCCGUCAGGUUCCAGCGUUCUCUCAGUUUAUCCACGAGAGGUUUGAGCGCUGCCUAGACCUUUACCUGUGUCCCCGACAGAGGAAGAUGAGGGUGAACGUCAAUCCAGAAGAUCUGAUUCCCAAACUUCCCAAACCAAAGGACCUGCAGCCGUUUCCAACAACCCAGUCUCUGGUGUAUCGAGGUCACAGCGGUCUGGUUCGUUCCAUCAGUGUUUCUCCAUCAGGACAGUGGCUUGUUUCAGGUAGCGAUGACGGCUCGGUCAGGCUCUGGGAGGUGUGUUCGUCCCGCUGCAUGAAGACAGUCCAAGUGGGUGGAGCUGUGAAGAGCGUUGCAUGGAACCCGAACCCAUCACUCUGUCUUGUGGCUGUAGCUGUGGACUCUGCGGUCUUAAUCCUGUCUCCAGCUCUGGCUGAUAAACAGGUCCUCUUAUCGUCAGAGAGGCUCCUCACUACUCAGCAGGAGGAGGGGCCCUCUGAAGAGUCUCAGACUGUUGUUUGGUCAGAAACUGAUGGAGAGGAGCUAAAUCAGGACAUCCGUCUCAAAAUCCAGCAUCCCAAAGCUGUCCACCAGGUGACAUGGCACAGUAAAGGAGACUACCUGGCCUCGGUGAUGCCGGACCAUUCCAGCCACCUGCAGGUGUUCAUCCACCAGUUGAGCCGUCGACGGAGCCAGAAUCCCUUCAGGAGAAACAAAGGCCUGGUACAGGCGGUGUCCUUUCACCCCAUUAGGCCCUACUUCUUUGUGGCCACGCAGCGUUCGGUCAGAAUCUACAACCUGGUCAAGCAGGAAAUGACCAAAAAACUCCAAGCCAACUCCAAGUGGAUCUCUAGUAUAGCCGUGCACUCUGGAGGUGAUCAUGUGAUCUGCGGGAGCUACGAUUGCAGGCUAAGCUGGUUUGACCUCGACCUUUCUACAAAACCUUACAAGAUGCUACGACACCAUAAGAAGGCGGUGAGGAGUGUGGCCUACCACAGGGGUUACCCACUGUUUGCCUCAGCAUCUGAUGAUGGAUCAGUGAUCAUCUGUCACGGCACCGUUUACAAUGACCUGCUGCAGAACCCGCUGAUUGUCCCAGUCAAAGUUCUCAGAGGUCAUGUGAUCACGCAUGACCUUGGCGUCCUGGACGUAACCUUUCACCCCACACAGCCCUGGGUGUUCUCCUCCGGCGCCGACGCCACUAUCAGACUCUUCACCUAAGAACCCGCUCUUUAUGGCUUUGUGGCCUGCUGACUCUUGUUAUGUGUUGGAGGUGGUCAUCUCAGCCUCUCUGUGGUAUCCUGGUAACAGGCUAAUACUGGUUGCUUGGAUACCACGGGUUGUCAUUCCCGCAACACUGAGGAUGUCAUUUCCUUUAGUUUUUAUGUUUGUUUGUACUCAAUAAAAUAUAACAUUCUUACUGUU